AUGGUUCAUCCAAUAUUAAGGAAUCUUUCAAAAUUAUCAUUAUCACCAUGCUUAAGUAAUAAUUUAAUUUUAAAAAAUAGAAAUAAUGAUAUAAAAAAAUUAAUAUACUUAUUUAAAAAACAGAACUAUAGUAAUUAUACAAGAAUAUCCCAAUUCCCUUUUGAUCAAAAUGUAAAAAGUAUAAACAAAUAUAAUAACAUUCCUUUUGUAUACCCACCGAAUAAUUACAGUACAAACAAUAUAUAUCAAGAAAAUAUAUCUCAUAACAGUAGAUCCUUUACAACACUUGAUAAAAAUGGUCACCCCCCCAGUGAUAAUAAUCAAAACGAAACCAAUACAACAGACAUAAUCAAUAUAAGUAAUGAAAAUUUAGCUGACAAUGAAACAAGUAGUAAAGAAAGAAAUGUGGAAGAUGGGGGAAAAAAAAAUAAAGAAUAUAUGGUUUUAAUGUUUACAUGUAAAAUAUGUGAAAAAAAAAGUGCAAAGAAAUUUUCAAAACAAGCUUACAACAAUGGAGUCGUUAUUAUUCGAUGCCCACAAUGUAGUAACCUCCAUUUAAUAUCAGAUCAAUUGGGAUGGUUUCAAGAUGGAAAAACAAAUAUAGAACAAAUAAUACAAGAAAAGGGAGAACAAGUUAUUAAAAAAUUUUCAUAUAACAAUUUACUUGAAAUUGAUGACCUUCUAAAUGCAUAUAAAUAA
This is a messenger RNA of Plasmodium vinckei vinckei, 699 nucleotides long. Its product is annotated as Hsp70-escort protein 1, putative DNL-type zinc finger protein, putative. Gene Ontology annotation, molecular function: zinc ion binding; protein-folding chaperone binding. Gene Ontology annotation, cellular component: mitochondrion. The coding region runs from base 1 to 699 and encodes 232 amino acids. The transcript has a single exon. Lineage: Eukaryota; Apicomplexa; Aconoidasida; Haemosporida; Plasmodiidae. The record is from RefSeq and is a predicted model, not a curated record. Gene Ontology annotation, biological process: protein import into mitochondrial matrix; protein folding; protein stabilization.